AUGACUAUUGAUGAGCGUGAAAAGGAACACGAUCUACGAAAUCAGGCUCAGUUCAGUGAUAAAAAAGUUCGUGUGGUGUACAAAGGAGAUAUUACAAAGGCGUCUGACAUCACAAGAGUUAAAAAACACAUACUCCCUCCUCGCCGUUUUCAAAAAACUAGCUUCUCUACGAAACCGUUGCUCAGAUUGCCUUUGUUUAAUGCACGUAGCCUGAUGAAUAAAUCUUGGCUGAACAGCAAAAUCACGGACCCAGAACUUUGUUCAAUUUUCCCAUACACGAUAAUCAGAAAAGAUAGGCACGGUAAGGCAGGAGGAGGUGUAUGUGUUUUUUGCAUAAUAUUCUUUUGUUUGAGAGAGUCGUAUUCGAUUGCAGCUCUCUUAGUUCAGAUGUCUUAUGCUUUGACAUCUGCCUACCAAAUUCCUGCAAGCAAAGAUUUCUCCUUCUGUAUCGCCCGCCCCGAUCUACGUCCCUACAAGAUGAUCGAUUGUUUGGAAUCCUGG
This is a messenger RNA of Ostertagia ostertagi, 501 nucleotides long. Lineage: Eukaryota; Metazoa; Nematoda; Chromadorea; Rhabditida; Trichostrongylidae. The record is from the annotation of a GenBank genome assembly.